Miniopterus natalensis is the source of this 4058-nucleotide messenger RNA. It is a transcript of the gene LZTR1, whose product is annotated as leucine zipper like post translational regulator 1. Gene Ontology annotation, molecular function: protein binding. The record is from RefSeq and is a predicted model, not a curated record. Lineage: Eukaryota; Metazoa; Chordata; Mammalia; Chiroptera; Miniopteridae. Gene Ontology annotation, cellular component: Golgi apparatus.
CGGCGUGGAUCCGGGAUGGCUGGGACGGGCGGCUCGGGGGGCCCGAUCGGGGCCGGGGCCCUGGCCGGCAGCGCGCGGUCCAAGGUAGCCCCGAGCGUGGACUUUGACCACAGCUGCUCGGACAGUGUCGAGUACCUGACGCUCAACUUCGGGCCCUUUGAGACAGUGCAUCGCUGGCGGCGGCUCCCGCCCUGCGACGAGUUCGUGGGGGCCCGGCGCAGCAAGCACACAGUGGUGGCCUAUAAGGAUGCUAUCUAUGUAUUUGGUGGAGACAAUGGGAAGACGAUGCUGAACGACCUCCUGCGGUUCGACGUGAAGGACUGCUCCUGGUGCAGGGCUUUCACCACUGGGACCCCACCAGCACCCCGCUACCACCACUCAGCUGUGGUCUAUGGGAGCAGCAUGUUCGUCUUUGGGGGUUACACUGGGGACAUUUAUUCCAAUUCUAACUUGAAGAAUAAAAAUGACCUCUUUGAAUACAAGUUUGCAACUGGCCAAUGGACGGAGUGGAAAAUUGAAGGACGGUUGCCAGUUGCCAGGUCAGCCCAUGGUGCCACAGUGUACAGUGACAAGCUAUGGAUCUUUGCUGGCUAUGAUGGCAAUGCCAGGUUGAACGACAUGUGGACCAUUGGCCUGCAGGACCGAGAGCUCACGUGCUGGGAAGAGGUGGUCCAGAGCGGUGAGAUCCCACCAUCCUGCUGCAACUUCCCGGUGGCCGUGUGCAGGGACAAGAUGUUUGUGUUCUCAGGGCAGAGUGGAGCCAAGAUAACCAACAACCUCUUCCAGUUUGAAUUCAAGGACAAAAUGUGGACACGCAUCCCCACUGAGCACCUGCUCCGGGGCUCCCCGCCACCCCCUCAGCGGCGCUAUGGGCACACCAUGGUGGCCUUUGACCGCCACCUCUACGUGUUUGGGGGCGCAGCCGACAACACUCUGCCCAAUGAGCUACACUGCUAUGAUGUGGACUUCCAGACCUGGGAGGUUGUCCAGCCCAGUUCGGACAGCGAAGUUGGUGGGGCCGAGGUGCCAGAACGAGCAGCUGCUUCUGAGGAGGUGCCUGCCCUGUCCUCUGAGGAUCGGGGUGGCUUUAAGAAGUCCAGGGAUGUGUUUGGCCUGGACUUUGGCACCACCAACACCAAGCAGCCUUCCCCACCAGCCUCAGAGCUGCCCAGCGGAAGGCUCUUCCAUGCGGCUGCUGUGAUCUCGGAUGCCAUGUACAUCUUCGGGGGCACCGUGGACAACAACAUCCGCAGUGGGGAGAUGUACAGGUUCCAGUUCUCCUGUUACCCCAAGUGCACACUUCAUGAAGACUAUGGGCGGCUGUGGGAGAGCCGCCAGUUCUGUGACGUGGAGUUUGUGCUGGGUGAGAAGGAGGAGUGUGUUCAGGGCCACGUGGCCAUUGUGACAGCACGAAGUCGCUGGCUCCGCAGGAAGAUAGUACAGGCGAAGGAGCGACUGGCCCAGAAGCUGGAGGAGGAGGCAGCCUUGGCUCCCAGGGAGGCCCCUGGUGUGGCUGGGGCUGGGGCCCGGCUGCCCCUGCUGCGUGUGGCCAUCAGAGAGGCUGAGGCCCGGCCCUUCGAGGUGCUCAUGCAGUUCCUCUACACCGACAAGAUCAAAUACCCAAGGAAAGGCCACGUGGAGGACGUGUUGCUCAUCAUGGACGUGUACAAGUUGGCGCUGAGCUUCCAGCUGUGCCGCCUGGAGCAGCUGUGUCGGCAGUACAUUGAGGCCUCCGUGGACCUGCAGAACGUGCUGGUCGUGUGCGAGAGUGCUGCCAGGCUGCAGCUGGGCCAGCUGAAGGAGCACUGCCUGAACUUCGUGGUGAAGGAGUCCCACUUCAACCAGGUGAUCAUGAUGAAGGAGUUCGAGCACCUCUCAUCCCCACUGAUUGUGGAGAUUGUUCGGCGGAAGCAGCAGCCGCCGCCCCGCGCCCCCUCAGACCAGCCUGUGGACAUCGGCACAUCUCUGAUCCAGGACAUGAAGGCAUACCUGGAUGGGGCAGGCGCGGAGUUCUGUGACAUCACGCUGCUGCUAGAUGGGCACCCUCGGCCAGCCCACAAGGCCAUUCUGGCCGCCCGUUCCAGCUACUUUGAGGCCAUGUUCCGGUCCUUCAUGCCUGAGGACGGGCAAGUAAACAUCUCCAUCGGAGAGAUGGUGCCCAGUAGGCAAGCCUUUGAGUCCAUGCUACGCUACAUCUACUAUGGUGAGGUCAACAUGCCUCCUGAGGACUCGCUCUACCUGUUUGCGGCCCCCUACUACUAUGGCUUUUACAACAACCGACUGCAAGCAUACUGUAAGCAGAACCUGGAGAUGAAUGUGACGGUGCAGAAUGUGCUACAGAUCCUGGAGGCAGCCGACAAGACUCAGGCACUGGACAUGAAGCGGCACUGUCUGCACAUCAUCGUGCACCAGUUCACCAAGGUCUCCAAGUUGCCUACACUGCGGUCCCUCAGCCAGCAGCUGCUGCUUGACAUCAUAGACUCUCUGGCCUCCCACAUCUCCGACAAGCAGUGUGCAGAGCUGGGUGCCGACAUAUGAGGGCCCAGGUGGUGCCAGCCCACACAUGGAGAAUAACCAUGCCUGCCCUGCCCCCUGCAAAAACUGUGCUGGCAAUCCUCAGGCCUGUGACAGAGUGGUCAGACCUGCCGGCCAAAAGACAGGGUGCCCAGAGCCUCGGAAGAGAGCUGAGGGGACAUGGGGGGCUCCAAAUGCUCCAUUUCACUGCUGAUGCAGCAGGUCCCACAGGAAGUGGAUGGUGAGGCAGGUCCUCACCAGCAUCCCCUCCUGGGAUGGAGGUAUGGGUGGGAAGCUAGAGCUCAGUGAUGAUAGCAGGAGGAGGCAGGGGUCCUGGCCAGGGCCCAGUGGUGUGGAGAGCCCACCAGGGAGUUGGCUUUGGGUCCCCCACCUUGCAGGGACCCAACAUGGCUUGUAGAUCUGGCCACAAAGUCAUUGUGAAGGUCUCUCCAACAUGGGGGCCACAGAGCACCCCCUCACCCUCACCAAGGUCAGUGUAAGGGGCCUCUCCUAUCACCUGGAGUUUGUGUGUGGGCAAGAGGGAUGGGCAGAUACAGUCUGAUUCAAGAUGAAUUCUGUUGCCCUUCAAGAUGAAUUCUGGAGUGUGAAGGGCUCAAAGGCCCAACCACUCUGGACUGGGUCUGGAUUCCAGAAGGGCUUCAGGAUCCCACAUAUAUAUGUGUGCAUCAGGGCCCUGGGCUGUGCCAAGGAGAAGUCAGCAAAGAUGCCCCCCAGGUCCCUGUGUGUCCCUAAGUAUUCUCUGUUAUAGACAUGCCUUCAUUAAAGCUACAACAGUGCUACCUACUACACAUACCUUGCCAGUGUGGUCCACACCAGUGGGCUCUGGCCUUAGUCUUUGGCCCUCCUAAAGCUGUGAACUGGCCAUUUGGCCCGACUGCUGGGGAUUGAUCAGUCUUGCCUGAUUCUGUUCAUGUCAGCAACUAACCCACUCCCACCUGAGACAACCCAGACACAUGGGAGAAGGGGCUGUGGCAAGAAUGCAGACUGGCUUCUCCCCUCCUAAGCCUGGGGUAACCCUAGCCUCCUAUAUGCUGCACCAUAGGCUCCUGCAUGGGCUGGAAACGUCCUUCCCUGCCCCAACAGAAGGCCCUGUGUGAUUCCAUCCCAACUUGGCACUGUUCAGCCUCCUGAGAACAAGAAUCCCAGGGACCCUUCUGCCCCAACUGCCAGGAAGCCACUUUGGGAGAAAUGAUCUCUCUUACCUGCCUCAGAGCUCAUGUCCUUCCUCUGGCUAUACCUCAUGCAAACACAGCACCUGCCACUCCUCAACCCUUGUUGAAGAGCCUGGAUGUAGGUGGAUGGGGAGCCCCAGUGGCAGGUGAGCACCCUUAGGCAAGGGGAACCCAUCCAUAAGGCCAGAAGCAAACCCGGGGCAAGAAAAUAAGCCUGGGGCCCUGGGGAAGGAUCUGCAAAUCCUGUUCUGCAGCGGACCAGUUGAGACCCUUGUAACUGGCCACCUGACUAUCUUUUCUAGACAUGCUAUGAAUAAAUGAAGCCACAAACUAAGGGCUCUAAAAAACAAA